Molecule: messenger RNA, 2408 nt
Organism: Oncorhynchus nerka (sockeye salmon)
Lineage: Eukaryota; Metazoa; Chordata; Actinopteri; Salmoniformes; Salmonidae
Product: Kv channel-interacting protein 1-like
Exons: 8
Coding region: 575-1234 (219 amino acids)
Biological process (GO): regulation of potassium ion transmembrane transport
Cellular component (GO): voltage-gated potassium channel complex
Molecular function (GO): transmembrane transporter binding; calcium ion binding; potassium channel regulator activity
Source: RefSeq, a predicted model, not a curated record
UCCUCUGUGAGAUUGUCUGCUUCCUUCCUGUUCCGUAAGCAACAGUGUGAUCCCCUCUCCACACGAGACAAAGAGACGGAGAGAGGGGAAAAGAGGGGGAGUAACAGAAUGAAUAGAAUGACAAGAUGGCUGUGAAAGAGAGAUAUUAACAGAAAGAUAGAAAGGGAUAGAGAGAGACAGAGAGAGAGAGAGAUAGAUUCAUGUAAACCCAGGGGUGUCAGUGUUGCCAUACAGACAAAGGUAGCGCCGUAGUGCAUGUGGUCUCUCUCACGCAUACACACACUCUCGCACACACACACACACACACACACACUCGCACACACCGGCAUUACAACUGCGUAGGAGUCAGACAGAAGAGGAAUGCCACUGGCUUGCACACGGAGUAGCCUCACAUUCAUAACUUAACAACAACAGGCGCACAAGACACACACAUGCACGCACGCACACGUACACACACUCAAUCAAUCGCAGACACAGACUCUUUGUGUGACUGUAAACAUGGGGCUCGUCAUGGGGACCUUUUCCAUGCAGAGCAAUAAGCAGGAUCGGACCUAUCGGAAAGACCUCUGACAACAUGGGCGCUGUGGUGGGCACGUUAACCAUGGGGGAGAGGACCAAGGGGGAGAGGAGGCGGCCAUCCAGAGAUAAAAUAGAUGAUGAUUUUGAGUUGAGCAUUGUGUGUCAUCGGCCAGAAGGGCUGGAUAAACUAGAGGCUCAGACCAACUUCAGCAAGCAAGAGCUGCAAGUGCUCUACCGAGGCUUCAAAAACGAGUGCCCUAGUGGGGUGGUGAAUGAGGACACCUUCAAACAGAUAUACGCACAGUUCUUUCCCCAUGGAGAUGCCAGUACCUACGCACACUACCUGUUCAACGCCUUUGACUCAGCACACAGUGGAUCCAUCAAGUUUGAGGGCUUUAUCAUGGCGUUGUCCACCCUGCUGAGGGGUUCAGUGAGGGAGAAACUGACGUGGACGUUCAACCUGUACGACAUCAACAGAGAUGGCUACAUCAACAAGGAGGAGAUGACAGACAUCGUCAGUGCGAUAUAUGACAUGAUGGGAAAGUACACCUACCCUGCCCUGAAGACAGACACUCCCAAACAACAUGUGGAUGCCUUCUUCCAGAAGAUGGACAAGAACAGAGAUGGAGUAGUCACUCUGGAUGAGUUCAUUCUGUCCUGCCAGGAGGAUGAAAACAUUAUGAGGUCCCUGCAGCUCUUCAAAAAUGUCAUAUAGACCACACAGAGAAAAGGAGAGAAAAGACACAGAGAAAGACCGGGAGGAAUUGGAAGAGAUGCUUGAGCUGUGAGAAGGAAAAGCAGCCCGCCAUUUAAUGGAAAAAAGAGGCACAAAUAAACUUUGUUGUCACCAUGGUUACGAGAGGUACUCAACACCGGCUGCCCAACAACAGCUAUACACACCAGUCGUGUGGCACAGUGUCUCACCAUCAUGUUACCAUGGCAGUGACCAUCAACGGGCUGGGUUAUGACCCUUGCCGUUGACCUCUGACCCCUGUACCUGUUUUUGAACUUCCUGUGACUCUGUAACCUUUCACCCUAGUCCUCUCUGUCUUGUUCUGUUGAUGUUGUUAUGGUUACUGAUCUCUCUGAGAGUGUAUAUCACACCUGUUAGUGUACCUACUGACAAACACACACAAAGAUUAAGGCAUACACACAUACCUUGGAUUGAAUCCUCAAUCGACUACCAAAUAACAAAUACACAAUCAAUACAUUUUCAUCUGUAAAAUUCAUCUGAUCGGUAUUUCACCUUUAAGAAAAAUACAUUUGAACCAAGUCAGUCCUAACCCUGCUAAAUGCAGAACUCCUACAGAAUGUGUGUUAGUGUUAUUCAAUGUUUUUGGUGUUGUGGUGACUUGUGUCAUAGUGUUUUUGGCUUCUAUCUUUCUGUCUGCAAGGAGCUCUUUUCAUCUGUGUCGUGGUUGGUCUCUUUGUCUGUCAAUCUAAGUCAUGGCCAGACGACAUCCCGCCCACAGAGCCUGGAUUGGAUGUUAUGUGGCCUAUGAUAGACAUAUACAGUGGUAGGAAGUUAUUGCAAGUCCCAUUUUGAAGUGUAUUCUUAUGUGGGAUAUUACGACUGUACAGUAACAACUCUCAAGACAAUACCCAACCACUCACUGUGACCAGGGAGAGAGAGAGAGAGAGAGAGAGAGAAAGAGACCUUGUCACUGAGAAUACAGGAAUAAAGCCAUGAGAGAUGACAAUAGCCUAAUCAAUGUGAAGACUUACUGACAAGAAAAUACAAAAUCCCUUUCCUCACAGUUAUCUCACAGAAAACAUCAGUGUAUUCAAAUGUGGUGCAAAAUGAUAUUUAACAAACUUCUCUGAAAAAAUUGUGAUGUUUGCUAUGUCUUCUUUGAGUAAAACGAAGCUUUCCAUCCGUGUCUGUAACA